Messenger RNA from Trichoplusia ni (cabbage looper), 2990 nucleotides. RefSeq names its product organic cation transporter protein-like. Gene Ontology annotation, cellular component: membrane. The record is from RefSeq and is a predicted model, not a curated record. Gene Ontology annotation, biological process: transmembrane transport. NCBI's taxonomy places the organism in Eukaryota, Metazoa, Arthropoda, Insecta, Lepidoptera, Noctuidae. Bases 134 to 1714 code for a protein of 526 amino acids. Gene Ontology annotation, molecular function: transmembrane transporter activity. The transcript is spliced from 7 exons.
AGAGUGUGGAGUGCCGUGACAUUGAGUACACCUGUGGUCUGCGUUAGUAUCGCGAUAAGUGGCGGCGUGUCUCAGCAGCCGGCCGCGCCACACGCUCGCAGUCCGCGGCGCUCGCGCGUCGUCGCCCCGCACCAUGUCGGUCUCUGUGGACCUGGACGCCAUCCUGCAGGAGCUGGGCCAGUUCGGCCGCUACCAGAUCCGCAACUACUGCUGGAUCCUUCUCACUAUACUGUUCAGCGCUGUCUACAACAGUCAGUACAUUUUUGCCGCCGGCGAAAUUCCUUACAGAUGUGUAGUACCGGAAUGCGACACGUCCCCCCCUCAGUUCGAGACGGGCGGGUGGGGCGCGUGGGCCCUGCCAGACGCCGGGGGGCGCUGCGCCCGGCUCGUGCCUCUGGACGGGGAGUGCUCCCCCAGCAGCUUCCACGUCAACGAGACGCAGGCCUGCGACCACUGGGUCUACGAGAACCAGAACACUAUUGUGGCUGAGUUCGACCUGGCGUGUGAGGAGUGGAAGCGCACGCUGGUGGGCACCAUCCACGUCGCCGGCGUGUUCGCCACGCUGCCCAUCACCGGCUUCAUAUCUGAUACGUUCGGGCGCCGCACGGCUCUGGUGCUGACGUCAGUGGCGCCGGCGGUGGUGGGAGUGAUCCGAUCUUUCUCCACCUCCUACAUCAUGUACCUGUGCUUCGAGUUCCUCGAGGCUGUCGCCGGCGCCGGAGUCUAUAGCACAGCCUUCAUUCUUGCGCUCGAGAUGGUGGGGCUAGACAAGCGAGUGCUGGGCGGCAACCUGAUCUCCAGUACGUUCGCGCUCGGACAAGUGCUGACCGCCGGCGUGGCCUGGCUCAUCCCCUACUGGAGGACUUACCUCGUCGUCAUCUACGCUCCUUCUGUCCUCUUCAUCUCCUACUACUGGCUCAUAGAGGAAAGUGUGCGGUGGUUGCUCAGUGUAGGCAAUAAAAAAGAAGCAGCGAGAAUUAUAUUCAAAGUUGCUGCCAUGAAUAGGAAAAAACUCUCUGCUGAAACCAUGAAGAUGUUGGUUGAGGAACCCGAACCAACGAAACCUCAAUUAAAUGCACAGACUCCUGAGAAAACUGAACCCCAAAAAUCCCUGUUCAUGCAAGUUCUCAGAUCUAAGACGUUGAUGUUCCGCCUCUCGGUGUGCUCGUUCUGGUGGAUCACUCUUACUUUUGUGUACUACGGACUGUCCAUCAACUCGGUGUCGCUGUCAGGCAACGGCUACGUCAACUACAUCCUGACAUCACUGGUGGAGAUCCCCGGCUACUGUCUCAGUGUGGUCACACUAGAUCGCUUCGGGAGGAAGAGUUCCAUCAUGACUGCAUUCAUAAUUUGUGGAGUUUCGUUAAUAGCACUGCCGUUUGUACCAGAAUCGUUGCCGUGGAUGCAGACGACGCUGAACCUGAUUGGCAAGCUGUGUAUCAGCAUGGCGUUCAGCAGUAUCUACAUCUACACGUCGGAGCUGUUCCCGACGCAGGCGCGGCACAGCCUGCUCGCCUUCUGCUCCAUGAUCGGCAGGAUCGGGGCGCUGGUCGCACCGCAGACACCGCUACUGAUGGCGGUGAUGGAGUCCCUCCCGUACCUGAUCUUCGGCAUCAUGUCGGGCACGUCGGGCCUGCUGAUGCUGCUGACGCCGGAGACGCUGCAGGCGCAGCUCCCAGACACCGUGGAGCAGGCCGAGCACAUGAAGAAGUAACAGGAACUGCAGCAGCUGCCUACGAUACUAACAUUGUUCUCAAGUAGACUGCGGCAGUUCACGUGCCUGUGUUGUCUUAUAAGUAUAGGUUCGAAUUAAAUAUACAUAAGUAAUUUAGUAAGAGUAAGAGAUAAGUUUAACAUAUCAUAGCACAAAAUAAAUAAGUUAGAGCCAAUAGAACUGACAAUAAAUAACGGUUGUGACAAGUAAGCACAGUUAAAUUAAACUUUUUAUCAAAUACUUUUCUAAUAGAAAACAAUUUUCUAUCGAUAUGAAAGCUUUGGCGCUUUGGCGCGAGGGAUGAACAGAGUAGUUAUCUAAAAUUAAUAGAUUAUCUAUUAGAAAUAGUGGAUUGGACGUAGUAGUAAUUAAUAUUUAGAUUAUAGUGUCUUUAAUUAGCUAAAUGUCCUGUGAUAGAAAUAAUAAUUUAUGUUACGUAAAUAUUUAAGUUUUAUAACAAAAAAGACGUAUUCUAGCAUCGCAACACGCGCCAAUUUGUUUUGGCGAUGAUAAUCAUAUAAUCAGUGAAUAACAAAAUAUAAAUGAUCUUUUGUAAUAUUUUAAUAUACCUACAGGAUUAAGUUUUUAUUUCGCUUUUUUGAUAAUUUAUAUGUACAUGACAUACUCCUUUUAGAUUCUUGGCGAUGUCCGAUAUGAGUAUUUAUGCCGAUGUCAUUUAAAUAUGCAUGUUUAUGAUCCCAUUCAUAUAGUUAAGAAACGUGAUUGAGAUUAGUGAAGUAUCGUCCGUAUAACGUGCCCUUUAAGUCGUAUAAGUUCGGCGAUACAAGGCAAGUUCAACAAAAAUCUUGGAUCAAAUAAAACUUUUUAUCCAUAUGAAGUAUUGAAACCGCUCCAGUGCUAGUCAGAUUUGCAACACUGAAAGUUCCUUACGAAUAUGCUAGAGGAAAAGAAAUUUAUAAUAGAUAUUGGUCAACCAGCCUACGGUUGCCUACGAAGAUUAUUGUUUUAGAAGAAGAGUUGUUGUUUGAAAAGCUCUUUAAAGUUCAUAUAAAUAUGAAUUACAUAUGUAAUUCAAAUUAUAUAAUUUAUUAAUGAAAUGUAAACUGUAAGAAUAAAUCAAACUUCAAUCAAGGUCUAUUUAGGACGAUUUUACGUGGCAACGAAUUCGUUGCAUUUCAAGAGAUGCAAAACUUUAUUAUAAUGUACACUUGUAUUGACGUAUAGUAUUUUAUUGAUUUUUAGUAUCAAGCUUUAGUGUGUAUCGUGCGGAGUGUGUGAAAUACAAUUGUUAAAUAAUUAUACAUACUGUUGUAAU